Protopterus annectens (West African lungfish) is the source of this 1029-nucleotide messenger RNA. Its product is annotated as melatonin receptor type 1C-like. Gene Ontology annotation, cellular component: membrane. Gene Ontology annotation, molecular function: melatonin receptor activity. NCBI's taxonomy places the organism in Eukaryota, Metazoa, Chordata, Ceratodontiformes, Protopteridae. Bases 1 to 1029 code for a protein of 342 amino acids. The record is from RefSeq and is a predicted model, not a curated record. Gene Ontology annotation, biological process: G protein-coupled receptor signaling pathway. The transcript has 3 exons.
AUGACAUCACCAACUAGCCGAGGAGAAAACUUGCCAGGAUAUAGAAAUAAGUGGCUGCAAAUACCUGACAAUGAUACCUGUGUUGGCUGUAUGCCCUCACAUUUCAAUUCUACAUCUUUUCUAAAUAACACUUCGAUGGGUCUAACAAUUUUUCUUACUACUGUGAUGAUCUUCAUAACAGUUAUGGAUGUUCUAGGAAAUGCCAUGGUGAUUGCAUCCAUCUUAAAGAACAAGAAAUUAAGAAAUGCUGGUAAUAUCUUUGUGAUUAGCUUGUCAGCUGGGGAUCUGAUAGUUGGAAUAUAUUCAUAUCCUUUAGUUUCCAUUGCUACAUUCCAUAACAAAUGGAUCUUGGGAGAUGCUCAGUGCAAGAUUUCUGCAAUCAUCCAUAGUUUGAGCUUUUUUGUAACUGUCUACAGCAUCAUGGGUAUUGCCAUUAAUCGUUACUGCUGUAUCUGCCACAGUCUUAAAUAUGACAAGGUCUACAGCAUGAGAAGAACCUGCUUUUAUAUUUUCCUCACAUGGGCUUUCAGCAUUAUUUUGAUUAUACCGGUUAUGUUCUUUGAUGUUAUACAAUAUGAUGAAAGAUUGCAUUUCUGUGCAUUAAUAUUUACAGUAAAUCUUUCCUUAACAAGUACAUAUGGAGUUUUACACUUCAUAAUACCAGUGGUCAUUGUGAUUUUCUGCUACUCAAAGAUCUGGAUCUUGGUCAUUCAAGCAAAGUAUAGGGUUAGACAGGAUAAUAAACAGAAGCUAAAACCUGCUGAAGUACGUAACUUCCUUACCAUGUUUGCAGUAUUUGUUCUUUUUGCAGUUUGUUGGAGUCCAUUUAGCAUACCUGGUCUUGUGCUUGGCCUAAGUCCAGCAAAAGUGGAUUUUGAAUUUCCCCCUUGGUUGUUUGUAUUUGGCUAUUUUACUGCAUCAUUUAACAAUUGCCUUAAUGGAAUAGUUUAUGGUGUCUUAAAUCAAAAUUUUCGGAAUGAGUACAAAAGAAUUUUCCUGACACUGUGUCCCAUUAACUCAAUGCAGUGA